Cucurbita pepo subsp. pepo (vegetable marrow) is the source of this 693-nucleotide messenger RNA. RefSeq names its product anti-muellerian hormone type-2 receptor. The record is from RefSeq and is a predicted model, not a curated record. NCBI's taxonomy places the organism in Eukaryota, Viridiplantae, Streptophyta, Magnoliopsida, Cucurbitales, Cucurbitaceae.
GACAUAGUCGAGGAAGUUGGGAAAGAUGCUACUGUCAUCAUCCUCUUUAGUUCGAGCAUUGCCGGUUAAUCGUUUGAAUUCGUUUUGUAAACCGGCGAAUCCACGGACGGCAGUGAAGAUUCAGGCCAUGGCAAAGGAAGGAAGCGAGAGCGAAGGGGGCAUUGCAGAGACGUUGGCAAUAGCCGGGGGGUUAGUGGCGACCCCAGUGAUCGGUUGGUCGCUGUACACCCUGAAAACAACCGGGUGCGGGCUGCCGCCGGGGCCAGGCGGGUCACUCGGCGCAUUGGAAGGCGUCAGCUACUUGGCGGUGGUGGGCAUCGUGGGUUGGUCGGCAUACACGAAGACGAAAACUGGAUCUGGCCUGCCCAACGGCCCUUUUGGGCUAUUGGGCGCGGUGGAAGGUCUGUCGUACUUGAGUUUAUUGGCUAUCUUGGUCGUUUUUGGGUUGCAGUACUUCGAACAGGGGUACAUCCCCGGCCCUCUUCCGGCUGAUCAGUGCUUUGGUUGACGAUUCUCUUCUUUAACCAUUUGGGGUCUAUCUUGUGGUGAAUGUAUGUGGCUGUUGUUUCUCCUAGUUUUGGUUUGAUUGUGUUUUCUUCUCUUUCAUUGCGCAUAGGACUUUCCCUGUUAUUUGGGUUUCAUAUGUAAUAUAAUCAAACAAAUUUAAGUUAAUUAUGUUGUUUGCAAUUCCUC